Messenger RNA from Trametes versicolor FP-101664 SS1, 444 nucleotides. RefSeq lists its product as uncharacterized. Lineage: Eukaryota; Fungi; Basidiomycota; Agaricomycetes; Polyporales; Polyporaceae. The transcript has a single exon. The annotation marks the transcript as partial. The record is from RefSeq and is a predicted model, not a curated record.
ACACCCGUGCCUGAGCCAUUUGGCAGCACUUUCACGCCUCAUCUAAAGGACCUAAAGCUCAGUCUCGAGUUCAUCUCGAUGCUCCAGGACGCCAAUCUCAAUGAUAGCGGCCUCGACACCGAUGUCCUCCACCAGCUCAAAAACCCGCCUCAGUACCCCCUCGAUCUUUCAGACAAGGAUUUGCUCCAUUCCAUCGAUCUCUUCUUUGCAACUGUGAACGCCUCAGAGCAGACCUACGAGGAUGCGCGUGCCGCAGCCAUACGCCGUGAGCCAAAUCACAAAGUGCUAUCCUACGCGGCGGUGCACCGCAAAAUGGCAGAGCUCAGCGGGAUCGUGCCGCAUAUCGAGCAUCAAUGUGAAGGCUCGUGCAUCGCCUACACUAGUGAUUUGCAAGGCCCGGCCUCAGGCCGAGCCCUAAGUAGGCCGAGCCGAGCCGGGCUUUGA